AUGGAAGCGUCGUUCAUUAGAUCUCUACCGUCCGCCGGAAACUUCGCCAACCUCUUGCCGACCGGAACCGCCCUCAUGUUCGAAACCCUUAUCCCUUCUUUCUCCAAUGGCGGCGAAUGCACCAAUAAACCCGCUAAUAAACUCCUCACCAUUUCCCUCAUCUCCUUUUGCGCCGCGGCUUGCUUCUUCUCCUCUUUCACUGACUCUUUCGUAGGCGAAGACGGCCGCAUUUACUACGGAAUUGCCACCGCCAACGGUCUCUACAUCCUCAACGACUAUCCAGACGACGACGGUUAUGAUCCGGAAUCCGGCUUAACUGGCGACAAAAAACGGAGAUACAAGUUGAGUUUUGUCGAUUUCGUGCAUGCUUUUGUGUCCGUUGUCGUGUUCUUGUCGUUAGCCGUAGAGAGUUCGGAUUUUCGGAGGUGUUUGCUCCCUGAGGACGACGGCCAUAGUUGGGGUGGUCAUUUCGUACUUAUGAUCAAGUAUUUUGCGGUUAUGGUGGUGACAGUGGCGAGCUUUUUCUUUGCUAUCUUCCCCACAAAACGAAGAGGCAUCGGAUUUACGGACAUUCGUUGA
Molecule: messenger RNA, 579 nt
Organism: Camelina sativa (false flax)
Lineage: Eukaryota; Viridiplantae; Streptophyta; Magnoliopsida; Brassicales; Brassicaceae
Product: inactive Serine/Threonine-kinase, putative (DUF679)
Biological process (GO): endomembrane system organization
Source: RefSeq, a predicted model, not a curated record